This is a messenger RNA of Epithele typhae, 1698 nucleotides long. RefSeq names its product putative G-protein coupled receptor. Gene Ontology annotation, cellular component: membrane. Gene Ontology annotation, molecular function: signaling receptor activity. The transcript is spliced from 7 exons. The record is from RefSeq and is a predicted model, not a curated record. Lineage: Eukaryota; Fungi; Basidiomycota; Agaricomycetes; Polyporales; Epitheliaceae. Bases 1 to 1698 code for a protein of 565 amino acids.
AUGCCUCUGCAGUGCGAGGUCAGAGAAGAAGGCGAGGAAGGCGGUCGGAUGAUGCUCACUCGGUUUGAACAGGGAGCACCUAUCCGACCCCCGCAGCCCCAGGUCCGCCCUCGGCGCAGACUCUCCUCCGGACGGUAUGCCCUCUCCCAGCCAUGUCACCAGCUGCCCCACUCCGUCGAGGCCCUCGACCUGUCGCUUGCUUCGCUCGCCCCUACCCUAGCAUCUCUCCGCCUCCACGUCCUCUCCUACCUCGCCGAUCUCGAGAACCGCCUCGCGCUCCUCGAAGCACCCAUCACGGCCGAGUCGCUGGUAGCCAAGGGCGAGACGACCAUUGAAGAUGCUCGCGCAUGGGCCCGCGACGGGCUUGACAUGCUCCGGUCCAUCCGCGAAGACGUCUGUGCCCACAUCCCGGAACUCACACUCGAGGGCGUCGAAGACAUGGUCGCCGCGCACAUCCCGGAAGGUCCCUCAUUCGCCGAGAUGCGAGCCCACCUCCCAGACGUCCCGGAUGUCGUCCGUUCCCAUCUUCCCGACUUCACCCUCUCCGAUGUCCGCUCACGACUAGAUGAUGUCCGCUCCCGCUUCUCCGACAUAGACUUCCAGAGACCGCUCAGCUUCGUCCCCACCCUCUCGUCCCGUCUGCAAUCCCUCCAGGCGCAUCUGUCUGCUACCGAGUUCUCCUCAAGCACGUUGGCCCCCGCUCCAUUCCCCCCCAGUGCGACGCUUUCGUCUCUCCUGGACAAAGUGCUCUCCUCCGAUCUCUUGGCUGAAAUCUCAUCGGAUAUCCGAAGCGGAGAGGAAACGUUGGAGAAGGCGGCCAUAGAGGUUGCACGUGCGAUGAAGCGGUCUCUCGACGGGCUCCGUCUCAUCGAGUAUGUCGACCUCCCGGAGCAGUGGCGAAACAACCAAUUCGUCCAGGGAGCCAACCCCUUCUAUCUGCAGGUUCAUCCCGCUCCACAAUGGCCCCGGAUUGUCCUCUCGCUUUUUGCUCUCCACAACGAGACCCUCAAUAUCCACACGCAUUUGAUACCCUUUUUAUUAUGGUCUCGACUUCAUGAACCGGCACAGGUGGUGUUUGGGGCAUUUGCACUCCUGUGCCUUUUCACGAGCUCGCUAUGGCAUACCAUGGCCGGUUGCGCACACCCGCAAGGUAUGGAGCUCUGCGCGCGAGUCGACUAUGUGGGGAUUGGCUGGCUCAUCAGCGCGAGUGUGGGCACGGUCGUCUAUUACGGCUUCCAGUGUCAACAUACUCUGCGCGAUGCGUUUUUGCUCCUAUGUUUGGCUAUUGGUGUCUCCGGCAGUAUAUUCCCUUUCUGCGAUUGGUUUAACCAGCGCGAGUACAAGAACUGGCGUAUCGCGUUCUUCCUCUCCCUCGCGUUCAGCAGCCUUGCCCCGAUCAUCACCCUCGCCUAUCUCCACUCCCCACGCGGAGCCGCCAGCUUUAUCGCGCCUAUCGCGCCAUCCUUCCUCUCCUACAUUAUCGGCCUGGUGUUCUACGCCACACACUUUCCCGAAUGUGUCUUGGCCCACCGUUGGCCAGCCCUCCGCGCAAACGUGCUCGACUGGCUCGGCGGCGGGUCGCACGCAAUCUGGCACGUUUGCAUCGUCGCCGCGAUUGCACUCCACCGACGAGGGAUGGUGGGGAUGCGUGGCGGGAUCGGGGACGGCUGCGCGUGGCGGAGUGGUUGGGAGCCUUAA